Messenger RNA from Diaporthe amygdali, 1026 nucleotides. RefSeq lists its product as uncharacterized. The transcript is spliced from 2 exons. Bases 1 to 1026 code for a protein of 341 amino acids. Lineage: Eukaryota; Fungi; Ascomycota; Sordariomycetes; Diaporthales; Diaporthaceae. The record is from RefSeq and is a predicted model, not a curated record.
AUGUCCGCCAACCCUGAAGAUGUUGAGGUUCUCGUCGAUGCUAUCAAAAACCGGCAAAAAUUUCCCCGGCCCUGUGUGAAAGCAUACGACAGGCUUGGCGAGACAGCCAGCGAAACGACGGAGCGCAUUUUCUUUGACACCGGCGGUGUAUCUGCCUGGGCAGCUUAUGUGCUGACCAAGAGGGCUUCCGAAUCCACUGCGCAUGUUUCAGGGCGGUCUAGACGGCGGCAACUCCUCGCCAGGAUCGAAGCAUCAACAACCAACGCCCGCAGGGAACUCGCAACGCGCUUGGCGGCUGCUCUUGAACCUGACCGCGAACGGGUCGAGCAGCUCGUCAGGGUCGCACAGCAACAGCCAGACCGGGCGAGGCGGUCAGGGCGGCAGAGCAGGGACGGCAGUACAGCAACCCGACAGACGCCUGAAGACGGCAGCGAAGGUGACAGCCUACGGCCGCAAGGAGGUCAAGAAAUCCAGGAGGGAUCAUCGCCGAGCAGGAACCAGAUCGCACCGCCAGCUUUCGGCGCUCUCCCAAUCUUCACAAAGGCCCCAGUUGCGGGGUGCAGGCGGCUCUUCCCCCCUUACCUGGCAGCAUCGAUCAAGAGGGAUAACGAUCAUUUCGCUGUCGUCUCCAUGUUACCUACAAGUACAGCACAGAGCUCGGAGUACCUUCUAAAGUUGGAGAUCACAGAGGAUACGGUUGGGUAUAUCGCGAUGGAGCUGUUCGGGGCCCAUCUGGAGGCAAAGGGUGGCUGGCGCUAUGUGUAUCUUAUGGGCACAACUAGAGUUGCACCCCGCCCGGCACUGCUGCUCCAAGGCUGUCGCGACACAGCUACCAUUGUUUCCAGCCCCUUAGACAGAGGGACAUCGCGGAGCUUUUCUAAUCACCGGCGACCCCAAUCCCUCGUCGCAGGGCUCGGAAGCGACGGUCGUAGGGACAUCUCAGUCACGCAAGAGGAAGAGGCACUCGCGUGCACACCUGCCGUCGACUUUGCGACGGGGACCUUGCACAAGCGCGGGGACCUAUGA